Messenger RNA from Paramecium tetraurelia, 417 nucleotides. RefSeq lists its product as uncharacterized. NCBI's taxonomy places the organism in Eukaryota, Ciliophora, Oligohymenophorea, Peniculida, Parameciidae. The record is from RefSeq and is a predicted model, not a curated record. The transcript has 2 exons.
AUGCAAUCACAAGAAAUUAAUAAAGAUUAAUAAGUUGAGAAUGUUGAAGUGAGUAAACCAGGAGAUUCAACUAUUUUCAAAUCACUUUUGACUAGAAUUAAAGAGUAAAACCUGCCAUUUACUGAAAAUGAACAUAUGGCAAUUUAAGAUAUUUUUGACAUACUUUUGUAAUAUUCGAUGAUAAGAGGUGAAAAAAAUUAAACAAUUAUAUGUUUUGUUUAAUAUUUGAUAUCCUAAUUAUCAGGCAAUCCUGAAUUGAAUAAAUUAAGCCUUGGUUAUAUUGCUGAGAAAAGUUAGGCCUAAUUAUUUGCAGUCAAGAGAUUGUGGAAUACUACAAUUAGUUAAGAAGUAUUUCUAGAUUAAAUUCCUAAAUGGUAAGGUUAGAGGCCUAUUUCAGAGCUGAAAUCUAUUGAAUGA